UCGACGGCAGUGUGUUGUGAGAAGGAGGUGGUUGUUGUUGUGGUUGUUGUUGUGGUUGCUGCCGCUCUCCUCUCUACUACUACUACUACUGGUGGUUGUAAUUGUGGUAGUUGGAAUGGUAGUAGUUGUGGCACUCUUCUCAUCGGGCUAUCUUAAACGGUGAUGAACGCGCCAGGCUUCCAAUCCAGGAUGAUGUUCACCUCGCCACAUCUUCCAAUCCUACGUGUAUGAUUCGCUAAUCACAGAGAAAGAGUAUCCCUAAUUGACUGAUCACUGAGAGAGAGCGCGUCCACGAUUUGCUGAUCGACGACUGUAUGUACCAUGAUUCGCUAAUCGACCAGUGUGUGUGUGUGUACAAAGAUUCGCUAAUCACCAAGAGAACGUCCGUCAUGAUUGGCUGAUCGACGACUAUGUACCGUGAUUCGCUAAUCGACCAGUGUGUAUACAAGUUAGUAUAAGAUUCGCUGAUCAUUGAGUGAGUAUCUAUGCUUCGCUAAUCCCAAUAUGUCAUUGAAAGUGAAUUAAAACACAUUAAAAAAACUGAAAUAAACCAAAUAAAACAGAAAUAAACUUAAUAAACCAAUAAACGAGAGGAAUUACAAACGAAGAAUUAAAAAAACACGAAAAAACGCUUCACAAAAACACUGAGUGAACGUAAUAAAACUCCAAAAAACGCUCCACAACAAAACAAAAACAGUGAACGCAAAAAACAGAAAAAAACACGUUCUAAACCCAGAUAAAAAAGAACUUAACAUCGUGUGAGAGUAAAAAGAACGCAACAGAACUCUAUAUACGGAUAACACUACAUAAAAGAACGCUAUAAAACUCUCCAUAUAGUUAAAACGGAAGAAUUCAAUCCCUAUUUAUGUGUGAACGCUGAGAACUUCCAUAUAAGAUAAAAAGAGUUCUGGAUAUAUAUAAAUGACUACGAGAACGCAGAAUAGAACUUAAUAUCUAGGGAAAUAUAAAAGCUUGUAAGAAUUGUAAACGCAGGAAGAGAACGCUCAAAUAUCAUAUACGGAUAAAGAGAAUAUAUAUAUAUGAAAUUAUAUAUGAUGAGAACGCGAGAGAAUUCCAUUAAAUAGCAUUACCUUUGAGAACUCCAUAUAUGAAAAACACUUUAUAUAGAACCUAAGUGAGAACGCCAGAGACAAACAAAUACUAAGAACUCCCAUAAGAACGCCAAACAAACAAACAAACACACUCAGAACCCCCAGAAAAAGACCCCCCCCCCCCCCGCCCUACCAAGAUGGCUAACGUAUCACAGUUAAUCAGGAGACAAAGUUCCCGCGAGUUAUCGGUACAGAAGUCAAUAGAUCGUUUAGAACUAGAGUUAGAGGCGCGACUGGUGCCAACAACUGAGGAGGUACCAGAUUAUGGGUCCACUAACCAAGCCUUUGAGAGUACCACCCCUACCACUACCCCCCCUCCUAAGGCACCGAAGAAGGGGACGACGAAGGAGGUAUUAGCAGCGUUCGAGGGGGAGGAAAGAGAGUCGUGGGAUAGUAAGCUACAGUUCCUGCUGGCUACUAUAGGGUACGCUGUCGGGUUGGGCAAUGUGUGGCGAUUCCCUUACCUGGCCCAGAAGAACGGUGGAGGAGCGUUUUUAAUCCCCUACUUCGUGAUGUUGACGUUCUUGGGGUUACCGCUGUUCUACCUGGAGUUGGCGGUGGGUCAGCGUAUCAGGAAAGGUGCGCUUGGAGCUUGGCAUCAGAUCUCACCCAGUCUAGGAGGUGUGGGUAUCGCCUCAGCUGUCGUGUCCUUCUCAGUGGCACUCUAUUACAACACUGUCAUUGCCUGGUGUCUGUAUUAUCUGUUUCAGAGCUUCCAAUCACCUCUACCAUGGUCAGACUGUCCUCAUGCUAUUGGAGUCCACGAAGGCAACGACACACACCUAGCCCAUGAGUGUGAGAGAGCUGGACCCACGCAGUAUUUCUGGUACCGCGACGCCCUGGAUAUUACCGACGACUGUACGCAGUUUGGAGAGUUUAAUUGGAAGAUCGCUGGCUGUAUGGUUAUCGCUUGGCUUAUCAUAUAUGUCUGUAUCAUGAAGGGCAUUGUGGCUUCUGGUAAGGUGGUGUACGUGACGGCGGUGUUCCCUUAUCUGGUGUUGAUCAUCUUCCUCUGUCGGGGCCUCACACUACGGGGUAUGUCUGAUGGCAUCACUCAUCUGUUUACACCCAAGUGGGAGAAGCUUGAGGACCCGGUAGUGUGGCUGGAGGCUGGAACACAGAUAUUCUUCUCCCUCGGCCUCGCCUUCGGGGGUCUGAUCGCCUUCGGGUCAUAUAAUCCCGUGAAUAACAACUGCCUGAGGGACGCCGUGUUGGUCUCUAUUACCAACUGUUUUACUUCCAUGCUGGCCGGUGUGAUUGUCUUCUCUAUAUUAGGGUUCAAGGCUCACGAGACCCAUGACAGGUGCCUGGCAGAGAGGAACGCCACAGUAGCAGCUCUUCUGGAGGAGGCGCCGCCGGGGGUGGACCUGGCAGACAUCAUGGCAAGGAACAGUACCCUCCUACCUAUCUGUGACCUACAGGAAGAGCUGCAGAAGUCAGCAGGAGGGACGGGUCUAGCCUUCAUCAUCUUCACUGAGGCCAUUAACCAGUUCCCCUUCCCACCGCUCUGGGCUGUGUUGUUCUUCCUAAUGUUGUUUACCCUCGGUGCUGACUCCCAGUUCGGUACCUUGGAGGGCGUCAUCUCAUCUCUCAUUGAUCUUAAAGUCUUGCCUCAACUCAGGAAGGAGGCUGUGUCUGGUCUGGUGUGUUCCAUAUGUUUCGUCAUCUCGCUAAUCUUCUGCCAUGGAUCAGGUAACUAUGUGUUCCAGCUCUUCGACUCCUUCGCUGGCAACAUUCCCCUCCUGGUCAUCGGUCUCUUUGAGUGUCUCGGGAUCUCCUUCAUCUACGGGAUUAAAAGGUUCGCUAGUGACGUAGAACUCAUGUGUGGGUCACGGCCCUCACUCUACUGGCUGGUGUGCUGGAAGGUGCUGUCACCAGUCCUCAUGGUCACCAUCCUCACCGCCUCUAUAGUCAAGAUGAUUGUGGAGGGCAGCACUUACCUGGCGUGGGACUCAGACAACGGAGAAAGUCUUGAAAGACAGUGGCCGUGGUGGGGAUGGGUCGUGGCCUUCCUGCUGGUAAUGAUACCCCUCAUGUGGAUACCCAUAGUGCCCAUAGCUAACGCCAUCGGGUUCCCACUACUGACGGAGGAGGAGGCAGUGUGUUUCCCGGAGAAGGAGUUGAGGAGUGUACAGGAUGUUACCCCACAGAGGUUUACUGCACUGGAGCGAGCACUGCUGUGUCUCUCUGUCUCUACCGAGUCUCUUAACUCAGGAGACGGUGAGGGACAGAACGGACAGGGAGGAGGACGGGUCAACAGUAUACCCAGCAACAACUCCCAGCUGCCUCUACUGGGAGCAUCUGAGAACACUAACUAUAUCACCCCCAAGACCUCCAAGAAUGCCUCCAAACCCUUCAACGAGACGACCUCCUCCUCCUCCUCCAAUAACGCAGCACCAUCUACCGGGGGCCGUACAGAUCAGUUCCUCAACACCGAGAUGGAUGAUAAACCUCUAACUAGAAGGAAGAGUGAGGAAAGGAAUAAGAAGAAGGAGAAGAAAACGAAUAGGAAGAGCAUGUAGGAGACUUGGUAAAUCUAGAGGAGUAUCCCAUCAAAAUAUUGUUAGUGUUUUCUUUUUUUUGGGUUAGAAAUUUGUUAUCGAUUGGUAUUGUUAUUAUGACCAAUUUUUCUAUUUAAGGGCUAUUAAUUAAUUGUUAUGGUGUUUUUUGAAGUGUUUAUCUGAUCAAAAAGGUUAUUGAUCAAACUAUUAGUAUUUUUUUUUUAGUGGUUAAUGAUAAAAAGUAAUAUUACCCAUUUUCUUUUCUUUUUUAGGGAUUACUGAUUAAUGUAAUAAUCUCCGUUUUCUAUUUUAAGAGUAACUUGUUUAUUUUUGUAUAUUUAUUUUGUUUUGCUUUUAGGUGUAUGAAAAAAAAUAUAAUUCAAAGGUUAAUAUUAUUUAGGGGUUAGUGAUGAAAUAUUAACCCCAUUCGUUUAUGUUUUUUGCCAUAACGUCACUGUGAAAAGUUAAUUGUUUGUUAUAAUGUAAACAAUGAGAUAUUUUUGUGUGUUUUGAGUUGUUUACAUGGUCUUAUUAUGCAUGUACACUUUUUUACCUCCACACACACACACACACACACAAACACACACACACACAUUAUCAGGGCAUAAAGUCUCAAAGCUUCCAUAAGUUGUACAAAUUUCUAUAAUUUUUAAAGGCAUAAUCAAACUGAGCUUCCAUUAAGACAGUAAAGAUGGCGGCGCCUCUAAUACUUACCUUUACCUUGAGUUACCUGAGAUAAUUAUGAUGAUGUUCUAUAUAUUGAUGUACUUGGAUUACCUGAGGAGCCUCCGGUUAACUUUAUUUCACCUGAAGACUAACCACCCAAAUGUUAACUUCAUCUGAUCUAAUUUAACUUACGACGAUAAUUUAACUUAAUGGUGAUCUAACCUAACCCAAUCUAACUUAACCUUAUGCUAACCUAACCUAACCUACCCUACUGUAACCAAACCUACCCUGUCCUACCUCAUAUUCACCUAACCUAACCUACCCUACCCUGUCCUACCUCAUAUUAACCUAACCUAACCUACCCUACCCUAUCCUACCUCAUAUUAACCUAACCUAACCCCUCUCUCCCCAGGUAUAGCAUUAGGGUGGUUAAUCAUCAGGUGAAAUAAGGUAUGAGGGCUAAUUAACAGGUAAUCUAAAAAUAUCACUUUUUUUUAUUCAAUGAUUGUGUAUAAAACAAACACACAACAAACAAACAUAACGAGUUGAAGAAUACUGAAACUUGUGUAUAGAAUGACAGACAGACAGACAGAUAGACGAGCAGACAGACAGACAUACAGACAGACAUAUUUAAAUCGCUGUUGUAGACAUGUCACUGUAAACAACAUUAAUAAUACUAAUAGUUAAUGAAGUAUAUUUUUGUGGAAAUGUUGUGAUUUAGACAGAAAUUAGACAUAGAAAACUCGAUGCAUGUAUGUAUGUAUUUAAGUGAGCUCGUAUGUAUGUAUGUAUGUCUGUGUGAGUGCUUCCAUUAGAUCCUGCCCGAGUAUUACAUAAGAUGGUCAGUGUUGGAGAAGUACCACGAAUGUCUGGAAAAUUUUUAGCUUCGUGGUCUUGUUCGGGGUAAGCUUUUAACACUGGUUAUUUUUCACCUCCCCCCCCCUCCCUUACACAAUGUUGUAUGUAUAAAUAUGUCUGUUGUCCGCUGUUUGCUGGUUAUGUAUAAUUUUAAUGGAAUGUCGACAUAUCACAUUCUUUAUUAUCUCUCUCUCUCUCUCUCUAUCUCUCUUUCUCAUUAAUCUCUGCAUUUCCUCUCUUUUUUCUCUUACUUUCUUUUCGUAACUAUCUAUAAACGUCUCUCUCUCUCUCUCUCUCUCUCUCUCUCUCUCUCUCUCUCUCUCUUAUACCUGGACACACCCAAACUCCUCAAUCUUGCCUCAUAUACCUGUACAUUAUGACAGGUAAUUAGCAAGUGUUACCUGUACUUGUGUUGAUAAUGGCAAUACUAACAGGUGUAUUACAGGUAAGUUACAGGUGAUUAGUGAUUGUUACCUGUACUGUAUUAAUGACAAUAGGGUUAGCCAUAGUUUUAGUUAUAGUUUUAGCCAUAGUCUUAGCCAUAGUGUUUGAGUCGAAAUGCUUCCAGAAAUUAGACCUUUUCACAAGUCUUCGUCACGUUGAUCAGACAUAAGACAUAGUGUUUUGUAUUACUCAUGACUGAUCAGACAUACUUAUAGUGAUCAGACAACGUCAUACUGAUCAGAUAUCGUUAUCAAACACUACUUACAGAUGAAGUCUCGUAUCAUGUCUUCCUCGGGGGUACAUCAGCCAUAUGUCUGUCUGCCUCCCAAAGAUUCGAGCUUCACGUCACAUCUAAAUGACCAAUAACACCAUAUGUCUUCCUGUAAUGUCUCAACACCUCCUCUAGUCUUCCCUAGUCAUCAGACAUAGUUCAAAAUAUUAUUGUACACUGAUCAGACAUAAAGUCCUGUGCAAUGGUCAGACAUAAUUCGUGGUUCUGUGUAGUAAUCAGACAUAACUCCAAGCCAUGCAGGGAAUCGUUCAGACAUGGUUAUCCAGUCUUCCUGUGUACUAAUCAGACACAUUUUCAAGUCUUGUUACGUACAUAACCUGAUCAGACAUAGAUUCAUGUCUUCCUAUAUACCACUCAGUCAUGGUUGAUCAAAUGAAAUCCAGUCUUCUUAAUCAAUGAUCAGACAUAAUUCCAAGUCUUCCGAAUCAUUGAUCAGACAUAUGUCUUAAAAGUCUUCCUA
This is a messenger RNA of Homarus americanus (American lobster), 6333 nucleotides long. RefSeq names its product sodium-dependent neutral amino acid transporter B(0)AT3-like. Lineage: Eukaryota; Metazoa; Arthropoda; Malacostraca; Decapoda; Nephropidae. Gene Ontology annotation, cellular component: membrane. The record is from RefSeq and is a predicted model, not a curated record. Gene Ontology annotation, biological process: sodium ion transmembrane transport. The transcript is spliced from 14 exons. The coding region runs from base 1250 to 3634 and encodes 794 amino acids.